Molecule: messenger RNA, 900 nt
Organism: Nicotiana attenuata
Lineage: Eukaryota; Viridiplantae; Streptophyta; Magnoliopsida; Solanales; Solanaceae
Exons: 1
Coding region: 1-900 (299 amino acids)
Source: RefSeq, a predicted model, not a curated record
AUGGCUCGUCGCCGGAAAACUGUGCAUGAUACUAAUACGCAGACGGAGAAGCUUAUUACUCCAGCUAACGGUGUUCAAAAGGAAUUACCUCCACUCACAUUUGGACGCUUUCUUCCACAGAAAUUCCGAUCGAUUGAGGAAGUUCAUGAAACAAGUAGUUCUGAAGGUGAUGUUCAACUUCAACCGGUUAAAGCGGAGGAAACAAUGAAUCCAGCAGUGAGACGAUUACAGUUUUCAGAAGCAAGUGGAUCGGAGAAGCCAACUCCUACGGCAGCUGAUAUUGUUCGAGGAAAUCACAGCUCACAAAUGGGUAAAACAUUAUCAUUUGUUCCUCCAACUGAUAGAGAUGGUAAGAAAAUUGUCAAAUUAAGUGAAGAUGAUUUGCAAUCACAGGCGGAUUACUGGAAAACCUCUUUAAUUGGGUACAUAAUUGGAGAAAAUCCUUAUGAAAAAGCUAUGGAAAAUUUUGUUCUGAAUAUGUGGAAUUUUGUUACUAAGCCUCAGAUCCUGAUUCGUUCUGAGGGCUACUGUAUUUUUAAAUUCCACACUAUAGCUGAUAGGGGUCAAGUUCUUCAGUCAGGUCCAUACACUUACAGAAACAAACCUAUGGUGCUAAGGCUAUGGGGAAUUGAUUUCUCAUUCAAUAAAGACAUUUUAAGCACAAUUCCAGUUUGGGUGAGAUUUCCUGGGCUACCAGUGGGGUAUUGGUCGACUGAAGCCCUAAGUAAAAUGGCUAGUGCAGUGGGAAAGCCCCUAUACACUGACAAAUUUACUGCUCACUAUGAGAAAAUAUCAUAUGCUAGAGUGCUUGUGGAGGUUGAUGCUGCAUAUCCUCUGCCAGAUCAGAUAGAGAUAGAAUCACCUUAUGGCCCUAUAGUACAGCUGAUUGAAUAUGACUGA